Messenger RNA from Rhodamnia argentea, 2718 nucleotides. Its product is annotated as receptor-like protein 6. The record is from RefSeq and is a predicted model, not a curated record. Bases 1 to 2718 code for a protein of 905 amino acids. Gene Ontology annotation, molecular function: protein binding. NCBI's taxonomy places the organism in Eukaryota, Viridiplantae, Streptophyta, Magnoliopsida, Myrtales, Myrtaceae. The transcript has a single exon.
AUGGAGAAAGAGUCAUUUUACUUCAGCUAUAUGAUACUCUUCCUUAUGAUCGUUGCUUGGCACUCCCUUGCUUCAACCCGACCACGUUGCCAUGAAGACGAGAGAUCUGCACUGUUGGAGUUCAAGGCAACCUUCUUCACCAGAAAGCCUCCGUGCUGUGACAGCGACAGCGCCACUUCAAAUGAACAAGCAAAGAUUGAAUCCUGGAACGCAUCGACUGGGGAAACUAAGAGCGAUUGCUGCUCUUGGGCUGGUGUCGAGUGUGAUAAGGUAAGCGGUCAUGUGAUCGGCCUCAACCUCAGUUGCACUUGUCUCUCCGGUAAAAUCAACUCCAACGCCAGUAUUUUCCGUCUCCUUCGCCUAAGAAGCCUCAACCUCGCCUUCAAUGACUUCGAUUGUCAGAUUCCUCCGGCAAUUGGAAAUCUUGUUUCCUUGAGUCACUUGAACUUCUCCAGCUCCAACUUCAUGGGUCUCAUCCCACGUUCGCUAGGUAACUUGACCCGACUUGUCCAUCUUGACCUAUCAGAUAAUGGGCUGACGGGCACAACACGGCCCCUCGAAAACCUGACCCGACUUGUCCAUCUUGACCUAUCAGAUAAUUGGCUGACGGGCACAACACGGCCCCUGGAAAACCUGACCCUCUUUACUCACUUGAGUUAUGAUUCAUCAAAUGGUACGACUCUAUCUUUCUUGGGAAAUCUGGUCCAGCUUAAAUAUCUAAGUCUAAGGGAUAAUAUGUUAAUUGGGCAAAUUCCAUCCUCUCUCGGGGACCUCGUCCAGCUUACUCAUUUAGAUUUAAGCUUUAAUCUGUGGACCGGCGAAAUCCCGUCUUCCAUUGGAAACCUAGCUCAACUUACUUACUUAGAUCUUACACACAAUCAAUUAGCGGGAGAGAUUCAACCCUCUUUCCAAAACCUCCUGGAGCUCCAGUUCUUAGCACUUUACUCGAAUCAAUUGAGUGGUGAAAUUCCAUCCUGGUUGGGGAGGCUCACCCAGUUGGAGUUCAUUUUUCUUUCGUCUAACCAAUUUCAUGGUGCAAUUCCAAGCACGAUUUUCCAACCACCCGACCUCAUCGUUCUUUAUUUGGAUAAAAAUAAUUUGAGUGGCACGCUGAAGUCAGACGUGUUUUCAGAGGCUAAAAAACUUAAUGAGCUUGUGUUAUCCUUUAACAAACUGUCGGUGAUCUUAGAGACCAACAUAACUCACCGGUACAAAUCUCUGGGUUUAGGUUCAUGCAACUUAAACGAUUUCCCCGAGUUUCUACAAGAUCAAGAUGACUUGAUAAUGCUAGAUCUAUCCAACAAUAACAUUUCUGGUAAAGUUCCUGAAUGGUUUCUUGAUGUGAGCACAGAAAACCUACAAUAUUUGAACCUUUCGGCCAACUUCCUAACAAGUUUUGCUCAAGAUCCUGUUAUUUUCAAGUGGAAAGAACUUGCUGUGGCAGAUCUCAGGUUCAACGAGUUGCAAGGAUCAGUUCCGAUUCCCCCUCCUAAAAUCGAGCACUACUUCAUGUCAAAUAACAGGCUCUCCGGAGGAGUAUCGCCACUCAUAUGCAAUCUAAGCUCUACUCGGAUGAUUGAUUUGUCUGAUAAUAAUCUGACUGGGUUUAUUCCACCAUGUUUGAGUAAUUUGAGUGGUACUUUGGAAGUAAUGAGUUUACGGAGCAACAAUUUUAUCGGGAAAAUUCCUAAUUUGAAUGCGAACUCCUGUGCGCUUAUUAUGGUUGAUCUGAGUUAUAAUAAAUUCAGCGGGCCAUUGCCAAGUUCGCUCCGCGAUUGCGACAAUUUGAAAUUUCUCAAUUUCGGAAACAAUCAGAUCAGGGAUGUUUUCCCGUCAUGGUUGGGCUCACUUCUUGGCUUGAAGGUACUUAUAUUGCGGUAUAAUGGAUUCCAUGGACUUAUUGGGGAACGGGCUGAUGGGAUUGAGUUCCCUAUGCUGCAAAUCCUCGACCUAUCCCACAAUAUUUUCUCCGGUGGCUUGCCAUCCAAGUACUUCAAGCAUUGGACUGCCAUGAAAGUUUCUGAGACGGAUUUGUCAAGCUACAUUGGGGAUGCUAUUAAGCCGACCUGGAUUUUCUAUCCAGAUGCAACCUUUCACUACUCUAUGAGCGUAAUUGCCAAAGGCAUCCAAAUGAAUUACUCAAAGAUCCAAGAGCACCUCGCAUUGAUUGAUCUCUCGAGCAACAACUUCAGCGGAGCGAUCCCCGAGACCAUCCGAAGCCUAAAGCAACUAAAAUUGCUCAACUUUUCCAACAACAUGCUCUCCGGUGCUCUGCCACCAUUCUUGGCAAACCUUACGAAUUUGGAAUCACUGGACCUUUCUCGGAACCAGAUCUCCGGAGAGAUCCCUCAGGAGUUGACGCAAGUCACUUCGCUUGCGGUCUUCGAUGUAUCUUACAACCAUCUGACCGGACCGAUACCUCAGUCACGGCAAUUCGCUACAUUCGAAAACAACUCCUACAAGGGAAACCCGGGGCUAUGUGGCCCUCCGCUGUCCAGAAAAUGCGGAGAUCCCGAAGGCCCGUCGCCGUCAUCUCCGACGUCCGAAGAAGAUGAAGAUCCGGGGAGUGCAAUGGAAUUGGACUGGAAGACCGUGUCCAUGGGGUACGCAAGUGGGUUAGUGAUUGGAGUGGUCCUCGGGAACUGCUUGAUCACAAGAAGAAGGGCUCAAAGACUUGUGAAGAACUUUGGCAAAAGAAAACAAAGGCGAAGAAGGUAG